GACUCAUAACUCAUAGCAAUAUCUAGUCUAAAAAAAAGAAAAAGCAAAGAGUAUUAAUGGAGUACAAUAAGCAGAGAAGUAUGUUAAAGGUUGUGUUGUUGAUGAUGAUAAUGAUGUUGGCGUCCCAAUCCGAGGCUCAGCUGAACCGUGACUUUUACAAGGAAAGCUGUCCCUCAUUGUUCCUUGUGGUGAGACGGGUCGUGAAACGGGCUGUGGCCAGAGAGCCUCGCAUGGGUGCUUCUCUCCUUCGUUUGUUCUUCCAUGAUUGUUUUGUCAAUGGGUGUGACGGAUCCUUACUGUUGGAUGACACACCAUCUUUUUUGGGAGAGAAAACCUCAGGACCCAGCAAUAACUCUGUGAGGGGGUUUGAAGUGAUCGACAAAAUCAAGUUUAAGAUUGAGAAAAUGUGCCCGGGCAUCGUCUCAUGCGCAGACAUUCUCGCCAUCACUGCUCGCGACUCCGUUCUCCUCUUAGGUGGACCGGGGUGGAGCGUGAAACUUGGAAGAAGAGACUCCACAACAGCGAACUUUGCGGCCGCUAACUCUGGGGUCAUUCCUUCUCCGAUCAGUACCCUCAGCAACCUCAUAAACCGUUUCAAAGCCCAAGGAUUGUCCACACGUGACAUGGUCGCCCUCUCUGGUGCUCACACCUUUGGACGAGCCAAAUGUGUCACAUUCAGAAACCGUAUCUACAACGAAAGUAACAUAGACACCUCUUUCGCCAUCGCAAGACGGAAGAGCUGUCCCAGCGCCAACGGCUCCGGAGACAACAAGGAAGCCAAUCUUGACGUCCGCUCUCCUGACAGGUUUGACCACGGCUACUACAAGCAACUUCUCAGCAACAAAGGUUUGCUUACGUCAGACCAGGUCCUCUUUAACAAUGGUCCCACCGACUCGCUCGUCAUAGCUUACAGCAACAAUCUCAACGCUUUCUACCGCGAUUUCGCAAGAGCUAUGAUUAAGAUGGGUGACAUCAGCCCCCUCACUGGAUCCAAAGAGAUCUCGGAUUCAUUCCCAGAAUCCUCUAUCGUCACCGGCUCAAUUUUCUACCAAGUUUCUGAGAGGUUAUUGGGUCAAGGUACUUUUGCCAAGGUCUAUUAUGGAAGGAGUAUUCUUACUAACCAGAGUGUUGCUAUCAAGAUGAUCGACAAGGAAAAGGUUAUGAAAGUUGGGCUCAUCGAACAGAUCAAGAGAGAGAUCUCUGUUAUGAGGAUUGCUAGACACCCUAACGUUGUGGAGCUAUAUGAGGUCAUGGCAACAAAAACAAGGAUCUACUUUGUUAUGGAGUAUUGUAAAGGUGGAGAGCUUUUCAACAAGGUUGCCAAAGGGAAAUUGAAAGAUGAUGUUGCUUGGAAAUACUUUUAUCAGCUUAUCAACGCAGUUGAUUUUUGCCACAGCCGAGAGGUGUAUCAUCGUGAUAUCAAGCCAGAGAACCUAUUGCUGGAUGAUAAUGAGAAUCUCAAGGUAUCUGAUUUCGGGUUAAGUGCCCUUGCUGACUGCAAGCGACAAGAUGGCCUCCUCCACACUACUUGUGGUACACCUGCAUAUGUUGCUCCCGAAGUGAUCAAUCGAAAAGGCUAUGAUGGCACUAAAGCAGAUAUUUGGUCUUGUGGGGUGGUUUUGUUUGUUCUAUUGGCAGGCUAUCUACCUUUCCAUGACUCAAAUCUGAUGGAGAUGUACAGGAAGAUAGGAAAAGCAGAUUUUAAGGCACCAAGCUGGUUUGCUCCAGAAGUACGGAGGCUGUUGUGUAAGAUGCUAGACCCUAACCCUGAAACAAGAAUCACCAUCGCGAAAAUCAGGGAGAGUUCUUGGUUCAGAAAAGGUUUACAUAUGAAACAGAAAAAGAUGGAGAAACGAGUCAAAGAGAUGAAUUCUGUGGAAGCUGGUGCUGCAGGCGGUUCAAAUGAGAACGGAGCAGGUCCAAGUGAGAAUGGAGCAGGUCCAAGUGAGAACGGAGACAGGGUCACCGAGGAAAACCAAACAGACGAACCUACAAAUUUGAACGCUUUUGAUUUAAUUGCCUUGUCUGCUGGGUUUGAUCUGGCAGGACUUUUUGGAGAUGUGUUUAACAAGCGAGAAUCUAGAUUCACAUCCCAGAAACCUGCUUCAGUGAUCAUAUCUAAGCUGGAGGAAGUAGCACAACGAUUGAAACUGAGCAUAAGAAAGCGGGAAGCAGGUUUGUUCAAAUUGGAACGAUUAAAAGAAGGAAGAAAAGGGAUUCUAUCGAUGGAUGCAGAAAUAUUUCAAGUGACGCCAACCUUUCAUCUAGUGGAAGUGAAGAAGUCUAACGGAGAUACUCUGGAGUAUCAGAAAUUAGUGGCAGAGGAUCUUAGGCCUGCUCUGUCAGAUAUUGUAUGGGUUUGGCAGGACGAGAAAGAUGAGCCUGCUUCACAGCGAGAGACAGAACAACAAGAACAACAAGAGGAAGAACCAUUGUAGUUUUGAUAUUUGUUCUUGUCAAGUUUUGAAUUUUGCUCAACACUGAAUCACUGAUGUUAAACGUAUAUGAGUUUCUUACAUUUUUCGUUUGUGAAAAAAUGGAAUCCUAGCAUAAUAUAAAGAAGAAGUCGUUUAAUGAAACUCAAUGGCAAGA
Molecule: messenger RNA, 2592 nt
Organism: Arabidopsis arenosa
Lineage: Eukaryota; Viridiplantae; Streptophyta; Magnoliopsida; Brassicales; Brassicaceae
Source: the annotation of a GenBank genome assembly